AUGACGACCUUCCAGCCAACCGAUUUUACUCUCUUCCCUCACCCCAAGAUGAUGGCCGAAGCUAGAGUCAAACAGCCCUACUUCGACAUGAACUUGGACCCUGGCAACAUGUUUUCAUACCCCAUGGAUAAUAUGGCCCACUACGGACAAGACCUCUCCCGUCUCCCCCAAUCCUAUUACGAUACAUCUUUUGAGUCCACGGAGCUUCAAAAAGCGACCCAUUUCGCAUCUAUGCCCACAACACCUCCUUCUAUCUCCGCAUCCCAUUCUACCGAACUUCAUAUUCCCACUGGCUCUGCUGCCUCGGGACCUUCUAUCGCUAGUGCAUCCUCCUCGGCAAUGGGAUCCCCGUAUUCAGGUACUGCUCACACUUUUCAUGACAAGUGGGUGAAUACAAAUCACGGAUUAGGGUUGCCAGCUGCGGUGAUGAAUGAUAUGUUCCCACAGGAGUACAUGGGAGGCACAGUAGAUAUGGAAAUGCUCUACCAAGAAAAGUUCCCGGACACGUUUGUCGAUCCCUCAUUGAUCCAGCCUGUGCAAUCGGGCCCUGGGGCCACCCCGACUAUCGCCUAUCCCAACCAGCCUACCUCUUCUUAUUCUGAUGUGCCACCAAACUACCUUGCCCACUCUCCCGCAACCUCACCUAUUCCUUAUAAUGACAUUCCAGAGCACCAAUCUCCACGCUCACACCCAAUGCAACACGCUGGUCACUCCCCCCUCAUGGUUCCACAGACGCACUCGCGCCCAGUCUCGGUCUAUGAUCGACGAUCGUCCAUCUCCUCUAUCCAAUCCCGCCGCUCGCAACACAGCCCAGCACUGAGCAGCGUGGAAACAGAUGAGGACAUCAAAGAAAAAGGACGAUGCUCAUAUCCAGACUGUGGUCGAGUCUUCAAAGACCUUAAAGCUCACAUGUUGACUCACAUGCCUGAGCGGCCAGAAAAGUGCCCGAUCAUGACUUGCGAGUACCACAUCAAGGGCUUCGCCCGCAAAUACGACAAAAAUCGCCACACCCUUACCCACUAUAAGGGAACAAUGGUCUGCGGAUUCUGCCCGGGCUCCGGCUCGCCAGCCGAGAAGAGCUUCAACCGAGCCGAUGUCUUCAAGCGCCACCUGACUUCGGUUCACGGCGUUGAACAAACUCCACCCAAUUGCCGCAAGCGCAGCCCCGGUGCAGCAUCAAAGAAGGGCACGAACUACAGCCCCGACGCAACAGGCAAGUGCUCAACCUGUACAUCAACCUUCAGCAACGCCCAGGACUUCUACGAGCAUUUGGACGACUGUGUUCUCCGCGUCGUUCAACAAGAAGAGCCAUCAGAAGCAAUCAACCAGCAGCGUCUAGCAGAAGUCGCCUCCGAUGAAGAAGUCAAGAAAACAAUGGAGAAGCACCAGCUCUUAGACAUCAACGUCAACUACGAAGACUACGAAGACCUCGAUGAAGAAGACUACGAGGCAAACUGGAGUGGGAUCAAAAAAUCCAAGAAAAGCAUCCCUGCCUCCCGCCCAAUCAUCGGCUCCGGCGCAAUCACAAAAAACACAAAGCCACGCGCUGUCGCAACUCGCCGCCGCAACAACCGUGGCAACUACCCCAAUUCCUGGGGCUGCCCCAGUAGCACCAUGAAGACCAAAAAGCGCGUACUAUGUGUCUUUGACGGCCAGCGCCGUCUAUGGAAAGACGAGAUGAUGCUCAACAACGAGUUUGAAGUCCGUCUCCGACUCCCCGGUGGCGCGGGCGACGGCACGAAUCGCGAUGCCUACGUUACGGACCUCGACGUUGAGACUCUCAAACGCGCAGAAGGUGUCCUGAAUGCUUCUGAUGAAGAACGUGGCCCUUGGUUGAAUGGUCCCCUGUCUCAUAUUAUGGGCCAGCCGGCUAUGUUGUUGCCAGAAUUGUGUCAGUCGCAUGAUGACGAGCUUUCGCUCAAUGAAUUAAUGGCUUGA
This is a messenger RNA of Penicillium soppii, 1938 nucleotides long. RefSeq lists its product as uncharacterized. Lineage: Eukaryota; Fungi; Ascomycota; Eurotiomycetes; Eurotiales; Aspergillaceae. The coding region runs from base 1 to 1938 and encodes 645 amino acids. Gene Ontology annotation, cellular component: nucleus. The transcript has 2 exons. Gene Ontology annotation, biological process: regulation of transcription by RNA polymerase II. The record is from RefSeq and is a predicted model, not a curated record.